Molecule: messenger RNA, 435 nt
Organism: Orcinus orca (killer whale)
Lineage: Eukaryota; Metazoa; Chordata; Mammalia; Artiodactyla; Delphinidae
Product: putative POM121-like protein 1
Exons: 3
Coding region: 46-435 (129 amino acids)
Source: RefSeq, a predicted model, not a curated record
UCACCCAAGUUCUCUAGGAGCAGUUACUUAGACGCUGCACUCCUUAUGGGGAUCCUUAUCUCCAUCUUCAGGCGAGGCCAUCGGAAGAAGGCAGUGAUGGGUGCUCGCACCUCCACGACGUCCCGCAGCUCAGUGUCCGCAGUGGACACAGUCACUGUCAGUGUGGCACGAGGGCAGCCAGUGCCGGCCACGACACCCAGCUGUGUCCCGAACUACAGCACAGAGAAGACGGUGUUGAGGGCCCUGGGAGAGAGCGGGCAAGGGAUGGCCAAGCAGGAGGAAGUCCCCACAGUCACAGGGAAGAACGAUGACCAGAGAAGCGGCCCCAAUGACACCGGGGGCGCACGAUCUGCAUUUAGGCCCCUGGGGGGCUCUUUCUUCGUGCCCAGGCCUGGACCUCUGCAGAGAGACCUCCACGCCAAACCUCUUGUAUGA